GUUUCCAAAGCACAAGUCUUUUGUCUCUUCCAACAUUGUUAUAAGUCUCUCAGCUCUGUAUCAGACAAUAACCCCCUUCUUCUUUUCACUCUCUCUAUGCAUUUUUUCUCAGUAUGUAUAAAAAAAAAAAAAAAAAAAAACCAUUUUUUUUUUUGGGGUAGCUUGAUUUUUGGUAAACAGAAACAUUAAUGGAGUUGAAGAUUCACCUACUCCAUUUAUACAGACUUCUUUAAAUCCUCGGAUUUUUUCGGAAAAAAAGAAAUUCCCCAAAAAAAAAAAAAAAACGAUUUUUUUUUUAAUACAAAAGCCCAGAAGUUCAAAAAUACUCAUGGGUUUGGAAGCUUUGGUUCCUAACUUGGUACCCAAGUUUUCAACUUUUUCUGGGUCUGUGAAAUUUUGACUUUCAAGGAAAAAUAAAUAAAUGUCAGGAGUUGAUUUGGAGCAAGGUGGUGGCCAUCGGCGUUCCGGCGCCGGAAGUGAGGUAAGUGCUGACGGAAGCCUCUGUUUCUCCGAUGCAGACGACGGGUCGUGCUAUUCUCAGUUCUUCUCCACGAACGGCGGGUCGUACGACGAGUACAGGUUUGCUUUUGUAUGUGACCCUGAAACUGGGGUUGUUGUCUCGGAUUCUCGUAGAGCCUCUUCGGUUUCGGAUUGUUCGAUUCUGGUCGAAGCAGAAAAUGGAGGGGUGGUUCCGGAAGUUAAGGUGCAUUUGGCUAAGGUAGAGAGGGACUGUAGAAUUUGCCAUCUGGGUUUGGAGAGUAAUAGUCAUGAAUCUGGCAUUCCGAUUGAAUUGGGUUGCUCUUGCAAAGAUGAUUUGGCUGCUGCUCACAAGAACUGUGCUGAGGCCUGGUUCAAGAUUAAGGGAAAUAAGACAUGUGAGAUUUGUCAUUCUACUGCACGCAAUGUUGUUGGAGCAAAUGAGAUUGAAAUGACUGAGCAGUCGGCCGAGGCCAAUAAUGCCUCAUCAAGCUCUGCAGUCUCAGCAUCGGUGCCAUCAUCGACAGAGUCCCGAAGCUUCUGGCACGGCCAUCGCUUCCUCAAUUUUCUUCUAGCUUGUAUGGUAUUUGCAUUUGUGGUCUCAUGGCUCUUUCAUUUCAAUGUGCCAUCGUCAUAGGAUCCUAAAAAAAAAAGAGUUCUUGACCAUAACCAACAAAGAGAGAGAGAGAGAGAGAGAGAGAGAAGCUGCAAAUUUGAUUGUAAUGAUGAGUAAUAUGUGGUAGUUUUCCAAAGUUGCAAACCCUGCAGCAUUUAUCCAUUUAGCAAUAUAUAAUUCCUCUGCUGUUUCAAUACUUGUAGAGUUUGCUGUAUAUGUAUCUAAUGUUGCACGUUCCAUAUAUUUUUACAGCUUCAUCAGGAUUUCGAUUUAAUAGUUAAAAAAAUGUUAUAGGAUUUGGGUGUAUUGAGAAACGUUCUAAAUUGUUGAAUUAAAUAGUAUAAUUGUCUCUUCUUAUUGUUUGC
Ziziphus jujuba (common jujube) is the source of this 1458-nucleotide messenger RNA. RefSeq lists its product as uncharacterized. The record is from RefSeq and is a predicted model, not a curated record. Lineage: Eukaryota; Viridiplantae; Streptophyta; Magnoliopsida; Rosales; Rhamnaceae. Bases 422 to 1114 code for a protein of 230 amino acids. Gene Ontology annotation, molecular function: zinc ion binding. The transcript has 2 exons.